This is a messenger RNA of Panicum virgatum (switchgrass), 2441 nucleotides long. RefSeq names its product pentatricopeptide repeat-containing protein At1g71060, mitochondrial-like. The transcript has a single exon. Gene Ontology annotation, molecular function: protein binding. The record is from RefSeq and is a predicted model, not a curated record. Lineage: Eukaryota; Viridiplantae; Streptophyta; Magnoliopsida; Poales; Poaceae. Bases 1136 to 2221 code for a protein of 361 amino acids.
GCCAUGCUCCCUGGUACAGUCUCCAAUCCAUCCUGGCCCGUGUUGUUCGCUCCGCUGCACGCAACGCAUCCAUCCUGGCAUGUCUCACGCUCGUGUCGCUCAUGUCUCACCCUCCCAUACACGGAUUCACAUCAUUUGACUUCGUUGACCUUUCUCUGUAGUCAACGCAGAUCCAUCGUCCAGCAGCAAUCCUGCGGCACCUCGUAGGUAGCUCGCGCGCGGCUCCCUGCACGACAUUGGCUUAGCUCGCGAGCUGACACGCGGGCCCCUGCUGUCAGUCAGAGCGGCGGGGUCACGGCCCGUGCGUGCGGCCGGGGGAAGGGCAAAGACCAGCGCAGAUUCCAUCGCCGCCCCGCUGUCCGGGCCGCUUGUCUGUUGUUAAUUACCUUCAGCCCAACCGACCGCACCUCCUCUUCCUCCAUUCCCGCUCGCUGCUUCCGGAGAGCUCGCGUCGCGUGGCGGGUGCGUGAUGCGGCGGUCAGAUACACCCGAAGUCAGAGGAUCCCGUUCCCCCAUACCCCGACCCUCCGCCCAGAACCUCGAUUCGAAGAUGCGACGCCUCUCCCACCCAGCCCCCCGUCUGCUCGGCAGCUCCGCAAGGGGCGCUCCCAGCGCUCUCUCCACGGACGCCCCAGCGAUGUUCGACGAAAUGCCUCCUCCGCUUCCCGCGUCACCAGCACUGCCUCGCCGCUCGCCGUUUUCCCAUGCCCACCAGGUGCUCGGCGGAACGCACGCCUUGGGGUUCUGCAGCGCGGCUCAGCGUUCUGCGGAUGACCAAACUGCCGCAGAGCCAACACGGUUCACAGUGGUACCGGGCGACACUGCCAUGGAUGGUCCGGGCACAGGUGCGGGUGUGGGCCUGUUGGAUGCUGCCAAGAGGGUGUGCCGCGUCGUGUCAACGCAGCCAGAACAUGGGAUUGUGUCAGCACUUGAUGCGCUCAGGGUGACCGUGUCACCAGAGCUUGUGGCCGAGGUGCUAAAAAACCUGAGCAACGCCGGCAUGCUAGCGCUUGCCUUCUUCAGGUGGGCAGAGAAGCAGGAGGGCUUCAGGUACACGGCUGAGAGCUUCCACAAUCUGAUCGAGGCACUUGGCAAGAUCAAGCAGUUCAGGCUGGUGUGGAGCUUGGUGUAGACCAUGCGGUGCCGGUGCUUGCUCACGAAGGACACGUUCAAGCUUAUUGUCUGGAGGUAUGCCCGGGCGAGGAAGGUCAAGGAGGCUGUGGAGACGUUCGAGAAGAUGAGUAAUUUUGGGUUCAAAACUGAGUUAUCGGAUUACAACUGGUUGAUUGACACAUUAAGCAAAUCCAAACAAGUGAAGAAGGGACACGCCAUCUACAAGGAGAUGAAGAGGAAGGGCAGGUUUGUUCCUGAUUUGAAGACCUACACAGUCCUCAUGGAAGGCUGGGGCCAUGAGAAAGAUCUGUUGAUGGUCAAAACAGUGUACCAAGAAAUGCUGGAUGCAGGCAUUAGGCCUGAUGUUGUGGCGUAUGGAAUGAUGAUCAAUGCCUUUUGCAAGUCUGGCAAAUGUGAUGAGGCUGUCAAGGUGUUCCACGAGAUGGAAGUAAGUGGUUGUAUGCCGAGCCCUCAUGUGUACUGCAUGCUUAUCAAUGGGCUUGGUUCCGAGGAGAGACUGGAUGAAGCUUUGAAGUACUUUGAGCUUUAUAAGGAAAGUGGGUUCCCCAUGGAGGUGCCUACAUGCAAUGCGGUUGUUGGAGCUUACUGCAGAGCCUCAAAGUUUCAGCAUGCUUUCAAGAUGGUUGACGAGAUGAGGAAGUUUAAAAUUGGACCCAAUUCACGGACUUAUGAUAUAAUUCUUCAUCAUCUUAUAAAAUCGCAGAAAUUCGAAGAGGCAUAUGAUGUAUUCCAGAGGAUGGGGUCGGAUGGCUGUGAACCUCAGCUCAAUACAUAUACAAUGAUGGUUGGCAUGUUCUGCAGUAAUGAAAGAGUUGAUAUGGCAUUAAAGGUGUGGAAGCAAAUGAAGGAGAAAGGUGUCCUCCCAUGUAUGCAUAUGUUUUCAGCAUUGAUCAACCGGUUAUGCUUUGAGAACAGGCUCGAAGAAGCUUGUAUAUAUUUCCAAGAGAUGUUGGACAAAACAAUAAGGCCACCUGGCCAGCUGUUUAGUAAUUUGAAGGAAGCUCUUGUUGAAGGAGGAAGAAUUAGUUUGGCUCAAGAGAUGGCUUUGAAGUUAGAUACGUUAAGGAAAUCCCCUUGGCGUGGUUGAGGAAUUCUUUUUGUUCUUAAAAUAUCUGAAGUGAUUGGAUCAUUUCACAGUUAUACACAAUAUUUGGGCAUGCAAUAUAUAUUUUGUAGCCCUAGCAAUUGGUGGAAGCAGUUUGAGUAUUCUGUACUUCAGAUGACUAAAACAAUCUCUAGCCAUCAGCUAAGUUGUAUUUUCUUUGAAAUGUGACAAUCAAUAUAAUAUCGUGAGUUUGUGAAGAAAA